Molecule: messenger RNA, 4104 nt
Organism: Athalia rosae (coleseed sawfly)
Lineage: Eukaryota; Metazoa; Arthropoda; Insecta; Hymenoptera; Athaliidae
Product: growth arrest-specific protein 2
Exons: 8
Coding region: 617-1945 (442 amino acids)
Biological process (GO): actin crosslink formation
Cellular component (GO): actin filament
Molecular function (GO): actin filament binding; cytoskeletal adaptor activity; microtubule binding
Source: RefSeq, a predicted model, not a curated record
UCUGCCGAGUACGUCGUCGUACCGAGUCAGAGACCGGCUCACCGGAUCCGUCGAGGCGUAGUGUCCCUCAGUCUUCACACGGUCGCCCUCCGGCUCUGGCUCUCCUCCAGGAGUAACGGAUCACCUAGCGUCGUUUCGGGUCCACUUUCCGAAUACUGAUUUACAUUUUUCAAAAUUCCGGUUUUUUCCAAGUGUCGCUCCCACUUCGCCUACUGACCGCCGAAUUUAUUCUCCGCCGAUCAGUGAAUGGGAUUAUCGCCGGUGCAGGUGGUUGCAACAAUUACAUCGAUCGUGACUUCCGCACACCACGAAGAUGAUCGAUGAUUCCUGUAGUCCGUAAAAAUUUUUAGUGCGAAAAAAAAAAAAAAAAAUUAUCGUCAAAUUUCAACUUCGUCUCCGGAAGUUCGAGAGCCAGGAGAUUUUGAUGACCGAUUCCAACGCUGGAAGGGUCCUUCUGGAGGAACGUUAUUACUCACAUAUCAACAUCGGGGAGGAGAGCUGUGACUCUGGGGCGUAACGAUCGAGGGGAUCGUUGCGCUUGACCGUCGCGCGCGAUAAUUCAGCGGAUGAUAUCGGGGAAUACAUCGUUCGAAGAAUAUAAAUAAAUCGUAUAACGAUGUCGUGCGCAAAUCGGUUCCCUGCCUCCCAACACACGAGAUAUCGCAGCAGCUGGGGACCGACAUCAACGCCGCUCUUCAACCGAGCCGAUAUCCCGAGACCAUCGGCGGAGGAGGAAGAAUUCGCCGAUAUUUACCACGAACGCCUUCAUUACGUACAAAGUCGCCAACUCAUACCUCUUCAGGAAGACCUCGCCGAUUGGAUCAACAAGACGAUCAACGUCGACCACGUAACCGGGGAAAAUUUUUUCGAUGCCUUGGACAACGGAGUCACGGUUUGUCGACUGGCUAGAGUUAUUCAGGAAAAAGCGAGGUCCGCAGUCGAUUCCGGACGAGUAAAGGGGCCAGUCCCAGUGAUCAGAGGACGAUGCUGGGACAACGCCGCGAGGCGAAGCUUCUUCUCGAGGGAUAACAUGGAAAAUUUCAUUCAGUUUUGCCGGCGUCUCGGUGUUCACGAAAACCUUCUCUUCGAGAGCGAUGACCUAGUUCUCCACGGACAACCCCGAAACGUUGUUCUCUGUCUGCUCGAAGUGGCGAGGCUGGCAUCGCGGUAUUCCUUAGAACCACCGGGACUCGUUCAACUUGAACGGGAAAUUGCCGCUGAACAAGAACGCGAUUUACACUGUCUUUCCGACAGCGGAAUCUCUCACAGCAGCCUUGUUUCGUGGCAGUUCCAAUCACCCUCUCCGGCAACUUCGCCACGACCGCCGGUCGAAACUAUAAAACACAGCAGCUCUACCUCGGAAGUUGCUGUUACCGCGGCCAGGUGGUUGGACCCAACUUCCGGACCACCGACUUCUGAUAUGCGACGAUCAGUUAGCGACAAUGGUCCCACGGGAAGCGAUGGAGUUCCCAGUGAUACUACCGAGGAUGAUUGGUCCAGAGGAAGCGCUGAGGAUCCCGACGAGGUUCCAUCCCCUUCAAUAUCACCGUCACCAACCCCCGCGGAACCACCGGAACAUUCUGGUCCGAUAACGGAACUGGAUCGCAAGGUGAGGCGAGCGGCCGAAGCGGUCCAAAGACUCUGUCAAUGUCCGUCCAGUAAAUGUUCGAAGUUAAAAGUUCGUAAAGUCGGAGAAGGCCGUUACCACAUCGCUGGUAGAAACGUUUUCAUCAGGCUCCUGAAGGGUAGACACAUGAUGGUGCGAGUUGGAGGCGGUUGGGAUACCUUGGAGCAUUUCUUGACGAGGCACGACCCUUGCCAGGUGAGGGUACUUAGUCGCGAAAGCACACCACCGCCGCACAGCAACGGCAUCACCUCAACUCCAUACCUGCACAUUCGGGCAAAAUAUCGCAGCCCGCCACCAGAAUCCCUUGCGGGUCGCUAAGCCUAUAAGCACAGUGCCUAGAAUCUAUAGAAUUUUAAGUCGCCACGGGUACCCUUCGGCUCGAUAAACUAACGAUAGAAUUUUACUUCCACCCCGUGCUUCGGAAACUUGAUCGGUUUUUUUCGUUUUUUACGCAAAAAUUCAGUAAGAUACGCGCUGUACGGUAUAGCUGCAGCUAAGGAAUAUCGAGCAUCAGGGUCGCUCCGUGAUGGCAUAAGUAUAUUUUAACAUCUCACAAUCUCUAUUCUCGUAACACUUUCUAUAUCCAUAUUAUGCAUAUAUUUAUCACGUAUACACAGUUUAUUAUCCACUGACUAAUAUUAGGGUAUCACGUUGUAAGAUUUAAGGCCCAAAUCCACUCGCAAUAAUAAUUAUAAAAAUGAUAUUCAUUGAUAUUACUAUGCUAAAAGAUAAUGGAAAAGCGAUCGAUAGCGAAGUGCAGAAAUUUAUCAAGAGCCUAAUUCGGGGGUAGGAUGUGCAAAUUUUUUGUUCACCUGCUACAUCAGCUGGUGUAUCGAUUGAUUAAUAUUUUUUUCAGACUAAUCAGUCAAUAUCUCUGACUCGUCUGGUUCUCAAAAUUAUUCAUCAUGUACGUCUUACAUGUUUAAUGAGAACCUCCGCGAGAUAGAUAAUUGUAAUUUAUUAUCACGAUCGAUUACUGUGGCUACUCUUUCCAAUUUUAAACAGUGGUUUCACAGUUAUGAAAAAUCAACAAAAAAAAUUCUACGCGAGGUUCGGUCAUCGCUAUAUUUUUCUCUCUAUCUAUAUCGUCUACGAAUAAUUAAUUCGAUAAAUGCACCGCUAUAUUUUGUAUUCUCUAUAUCCUCAUACUAUUGGCUGCUGGGCCGUUCGCACUCACGCAGCUUUAUCAUUAAUAUAACAUUGACGAAAUACAACACAUUCACGAAUAAGCAUACAUGAUCAUCGCCAAAGUUUGCACGAACAGCAUAAGUACGAGUAAACGAAAUUUCAAACGGUAUAAAGGCAAAUUAUAAUUACAUUACAUGCAAUGCUGAUCGCACCUAUUCGCACUUAUAAUGCCCAAAUUUAUAAUGUAUAAUAUGACCAAGACUGUGAAAUGAGGCAUUUAUUAAUAAAUUAUGCAUCUUAAGGCAAAUCAUGGGUUUAACUUUAAGAAAAUUGCACAUUUUAUAUAAUCAACUCGAUCAAGGUGUGCUGCAUUGUAAAUAUCAGAUACAUUCGAUUCUAUAUUUAUAAUACUCUCGUAUGGAUAUCAUACCGUCGUAUGUUAAGAAUGACAAUUGCCUCGUCCAUGUUUUGUAUUUUUAUACAGAUAAUUAGACAUAAUAAGAAAUAGUUAUAAAAGUAAUAAAAAUACGACCUACGUACGGACCGAUGCACGCCGUAACGAUGCUUUAUCAUCUUUUGAGCAUACUUUAAGACGCUGAAAUCAUCGUUAUAUGGUGUUAAUAAUUUGCAGAAAUACAAGAUCAAUUCCUGCAGCAAAGGGAUACCCAAGCAAAGAAAUUUCAGAAAAGUUAUGUCGGCACGUUAAAGGGCAGUACGUUAUCGUCCUGCAAUCGACGCUUAUCGAUAAAUAAUUACCACGCGUACAACAAUAGUUGUUAUGUAGACACGAUGUAUAAUCAUAUGAAUCAUAAUUGAGUAACUUUGAAUUGUCAAUCACAAUUAUUAUCAUCUCUAGUAUUUAAUAUCCGUCAUUAUUAUUAGUUGUUUUUUUCAUCUCGAUUCUACCGGUUAUAUAUAUGCCGAAUCUAUUUUGCCAUAAUAUUAUUUCUAAGACACUACAAUUUACGAGUAUUAUAGUUAACGGUAGUGAUUCACUCUAGAAGUAUGUAAAUACUGGAAUUGCUUAUACCGAUCCGAACGCUACGUAUGAUAUUCUCGUUUCGUGAAGAAUUGAUGUUAAUUUGUUGCUAGUGAAUGAAUUCGAAAAAGAAUAGCGAAAAAAAGGUACUGCCGUUAUUGAUUUCACGUGAAUAUAAGUUUAAGCGCUCCAUAUAAGAUGCUUACGAUUAUGUGUAUAGACUAGUUAUCAUUAUUGCUAUUAUGGUCCUAUUUGUUGUAUCAUUUUUACAUCUAUGUUAUAUAAGAAUUGUUUGAAUUAAUUCUCUGAUAAGGAAUACUAUCUGUUUAUUGUUAAUUGUUUUUGUUGAGUAAUAAACCAUUUAAUUAAA